This is a messenger RNA of Rubroshorea leprosula, 538 nucleotides long. Lineage: Eukaryota; Viridiplantae; Streptophyta; Magnoliopsida; Malvales; Dipterocarpaceae. The record is from the annotation of a GenBank genome assembly.
AUUGUCCCAGAAAGUAUAAACCCUGCUUGAUUAGCUAUAGAAUCGGUUGCCAUCUACGAUGCCGUCAAAAAUGCGAUCAGUUACUCAACGCCAAGCGUUGCUAAAUGGGAAGCUGCUGCUAUCCUAUGAGAAACUAGAUUUGCUACUCGCAAAGUUAGCCUUUGCGAAUGUUAUGGAGGUCGCAGUUCAGGAGAUUGCUGUGGGUAAGGGCGACGCUAGUGCUUAUGAGGGUUCUCUGUUUGAUGUUGACAAUUUGGAUGAGGCUGACGAUGAUCCUCAUUUCGCCAUCCAUCCUCCUCAUUGCACCAGGAAAAAAACAACAAGCAUGCAAAAGCUAUUCUGCAGCACCACUAGGCCGGUGCAACUUUGUCAAAGUGGCCAUUAAAUGGCUAACUCCCAAUUGCAUUUUCACUUUCCAAACUCCCAACUGCAUUUUCACUUUUCAUUUAUUGCCUUAUGUUAAACUUUGCCUUUAAAUGGCUAUGUUCCCUUCAUUGUAUGCAUAAGUUUUAUCAGUUAAUGAAGUUUCAAUUCUACU